Kickxella alabastrina is the source of this 1976-nucleotide messenger RNA. RefSeq names its product asparagine synthase. NCBI's taxonomy places the organism in Eukaryota, Fungi, Kickxellomycota, Kickxellomycetes, Kickxellales, Kickxellaceae. Bases 137 to 1849 code for a protein of 570 amino acids. Gene Ontology annotation, cellular component: cytosol. The transcript has 3 exons. Gene Ontology annotation, molecular function: asparagine synthase (glutamine-hydrolyzing) activity. The record is from RefSeq and is a predicted model, not a curated record.
CUUUUUUCUUUUUCUUCUUUCUUUUUGAAACGUCUCUCAUAUCUUUUCUCUCGAAAAAAAUUUGAUUUUUCUCUUUCUCUUCUUUUUUUGUAUUAAUCAAUUUUUAUUUUAUUUCUUCAAGCUUUUUUCUUCAACCAUGUGUGGAAUUUUCACCGUCUACAACUACUACGGCGAUGUCGGAGAGUUCCGUCAACGCGCCCUUGAUCUGUCCAAGCGCAUCCGUCACCGUGGUCCGGAUUGGUCUGGGUGCAUUGUCGCCGACAACAGCAUCAUGUGCCACGAGCGUCUGGCCAUCGUUGGUAUUGAUUCUGGAGCUCAGCCCCUGACUAACGACGAUGAGUCUCUCAUUCUGACCGUCAACGGCGAGAUCUACAACCACAAGAAGCUCGAGACUGAGCUUAAGAACCCGACAAAGUUCAAGACUCACUCUGACUGCGAGGUUAUCAUGCACAUGUACAACGAGAUCGGUACCGAUGUCUGCGGAAAGCUCGACGGCAUGUUCUCGUGGGCUCUGCUCGACCGGCGCUCGGACAAGUCGCGCCUUGUUGCCGCUCGCGACCCCAUCGGCAUCACCACCCUGUAUGUUGGUCGGAUCAGCGCACACCCCGGAACCGUUUUCAUUGCGUCCGAGCUCAAGUCACUCAACGAGGAGUGCGACCAGAUCGAUGAGUUCCCUCCGGGUCACUACUUUGACUCGAACGACGGUCAGUUCCACCGCUACUUCAACCCUGAUUGGUGGAACCCCCAGCGCAUUGCGACCAACCCUGUCAACUACCGCCAACUGCGCGAGUCGCUGACUGCCGCCGUGCGCAAGCGCCUUAUGACUGAGGUGCCCUACGGCGUUCUGCUGUCCGGUGGGCUUGACUCCAGCCUGAUCUCCAGCAUUGCCGUGCGCGAGUCCCACCGCAUCUCCGCCCAGGCCCAGUCUGAUGCCGAGGACAUCGAUACGCGUGGUGCCAGGUACUACCCCCGCAUGCACUCGUUCUCGGUGGGUCUCCCGGGUGCGCCCGAUCUGAUUGCCGCGCGCAAGGUGGCCAAAUUCCUCAAGACCGCUCACCACGAGUUCACGUACACCAUUCAGGAGGGUCUGGACGCUGUCGCCGAUGUCAUUUACCAUCUGGAGACCUACGACGUCACCACCAUUCGUGCCUCGACCCCCAUGUACCUGAUGUCGCGCAAGAUCAAGUCUACCGGCGUCAAGAUGGUUCUGUCCGGCGAGGGUGCCGAUGAGGUUUUCGGCGGAUACCUGUACUUCCACUACGCGCCCAACGCCGACGACUUCCACUCGGAAACUGUCAGCCGCGUGCACAACCUGCACACCAGCGAUUGCCUGCGUGCCAACAAGUCGACCAUGGCAUGGGGUCUCGAGGCGCGUGUUCCUUUCCUUGAUAAGGAGUUCCUGGAGGUGGCCAUGAAUGUGCGUGCCGAGGACAAGCUGUGCUCCAAGGAUAUCAUGGAGAAGGCGAUUAUUCGCCGGGCCUUCGAUGUUGAUUUUGCCGAUGCCGGUUUUACCGAGGAGGAGCUCGCUCAGGGACCCUAUCUGCCGCGCGAUGUGCUGUGGCGCCAGAAGGAGCAGUUCAGUGAUGGUGUCGGGUAUGCAUGGAUUGAUUCCUUGAAGGAUUGGGCAGAGAGCAGAGUUUCGGAUGAGGCUCUGGCGAGUGCCAAGGAAAGGUUCCCUUAUGAUACCCCGCAGACCAAGGAGGCUUACCAUUAUCGCGAAUUAUUUGAGCAGAAGUUCCCCCAGAAGGCUUGCUUGACCUCUGUUGUUAGAUGGGUUCCCCGCACUGACUGGGGAUGCAGCGCUGAUCCCAGUGGUCGUGCUCAGAAGAUCCACGAUAAGGCAUACUAAUAAUAUAUAAUUUUGUUUUGGUUUAUUUUUACAUUAAAAAUAUUUAUUAUACAUGAUUCUCAUGAAUAAAUAUCACCACUUUUUAGCACAGUAACUUAGUGCGAACCUUAUUAUAAAAACAAUAAAA